AUGCACAACCACGACAUAAGCCACGACAUAACCAUUGCCACCCAAAUAGCCAGAGGAAUGGCUGCAUUUUACAUCACUAACGUAAGCCGUCAACAUGGAGGAUUAUACAGCUGUUACUAUUACAGCAACCUAUUUCGGUCAAACCACAGUGAACAAGUCAAGCUAAUGAUAAUAGAUCAAAUGUUAGGAAAGCCUAAUAUCUCCUUCAGUUCUGUGGAUCAGAUCACACUGGGAAGUAAUUUCACCAUCCGUUGCCAAAGCCCACAUGAGGACGUGGAGUUCUAUUUCCAAAAUGCUAAUACCCAGGUGAUGCAUCAGACCACGGCAAACCAUUUCAUUAUCGGCCGUGCAGAUCCGAGGCAUGGAGGGAACUACCAGUGCAGCUACACACGUCAUUCAGAACCCUUUAUCAGCUCAGAGCCCAGCAACUCUCUGUUGCUGCUGCUGACGGAUCCCAGUUUACCAAGACCCAGUCUUUCCCUGAGUUCUGUCGUUGUCAGUGUGGGAGAAACUGUCUCCCUCCAGUGCCAAGCCAAGACAGGGCCAACACAGCCAGCUUCACCAUCACUGCAGAGCAGGACCACAAUCAAAGCUUUGCCUGUAGUUACUGCCCUUCGUCGGAUCUUUUUUGUCAUCUCAGAGCCCAGUACACCUGUGGAGUUUCUAGUUAUAGAUCGCAGGUUACACACACCAACCAUCUCCAUUGUUACCAGUCAGCUGAUUGCCCCCGGAGCACAAGUCAACAUCACGUGUACAACGAAUGGUGGACCUGCAAAUUUCUAUCUCCACAAGGCUGGAGAUCCAGUGCCAAAACAGUUGAUGAAGGCUCACAAUCAUGUGGGUAUUUUUUCCAUUGGCAAUAUCAGCAGGGAGGAUGAAGGGAACUACAGUUGUAGCUAUGCAUGUUUAGAUCGUCUGCUGUUAGUCUCACAACCAAGUAACUUCCUGGAGCUUCUUAUAUCAGGUCCUCACACCCCCAAUCUGGGGAUUUCUGAGCCUCCAGAUUAUACCCUGAUCAACAUAAUUAGAUUUGCCAUAGGAAGUCUGAUCCUCUUCCUCCUCACAUAUGUCAUAAUCAGAGACCAGCAGCUCCAAAGGAAACAUGGCCUUAAGGUGAGAUGACUCCCGUUCUGGAGGAAAAGUGGAUUUAAGAUUUUGAUGUGCAAAAGUACAAGAGAUGUUGAAACCAUUGGCCAAGAAACCAAGCAGAGAUAGCUCCGCGAGUCCACCAUGAUGACAAGAUAAUUUUCUCAAGACAUACAGCAAUAUGAGAUAAUUAUUUUUUCAACACUCAGGCAUCCCAGAUGCAUCACUGAUAAGCAAGCUACUUUUUAUCACUGGCUACAAACUAUGAAUUGGAGGGUUUUCCCCAAUUCUUUCUUAUUUCCUUGCAAAAACAUGCCAGGUAAUUUUUGGUGCAUCCAUUUUUAAACAAGUCUUUAACUGAUCUAUUACAAGAAGCACGUUUAAAUUACUGGGGCUGCUCUUCAAGGCACCAUGUGUUUAUUCUCUUUGGUUUAAUUUAUAUUUUGUAAAGUUUUUUCUUUUUACCGGUAUUUGAUGUUAUUGUGUUUUAGAUGUGUUACUCUUAAACUGUAUUUAAAAAUAAUA
Messenger RNA from Lacerta agilis (Sand lizard), 1611 nucleotides. Its product is annotated as leukocyte immunoglobulin-like receptor subfamily A member 2. The record is from RefSeq and is a predicted model, not a curated record. Lineage: Eukaryota; Metazoa; Chordata; Lepidosauria; Squamata; Lacertidae.